Trypanosoma theileri is the source of this 1029-nucleotide messenger RNA. Its product is annotated as glycosyl transferase-like protein. The record is from RefSeq and is a predicted model, not a curated record. The transcript has a single exon. The coding region runs from base 1 to 1029 and encodes 342 amino acids. NCBI's taxonomy places the organism in Eukaryota, Euglenozoa, Kinetoplastea, Trypanosomatida, Trypanosomatidae.
AUGGGACUGCUGCGUUUGAAGAAGGAAGUUCUCUGCACGAGUCUCAGAAGUCGCAGCAUCUUUUUUCCUUCUCACAUAUCUCACUAUCAAACGUCCUUGUAUCCACAGAGAAAUUCUUUAUUUGACGCUGUCUAUGUCAUCAAUCUAGAUAGACGACCAGACCGUUGGACGUUUAUUUCAAAACAAUUGCAGCGUGCGGGGUUUCGUGAAGGGGACUACAAACGUUUCUCUGCUGUAGAGGGAAACAAGAUUGAUGCUCACAAGGCCCAUGCGUGUGGUCUACUCUCACUAUUAGGGUUUCUUCGUCUGCAGGAAGAGGAAUCCCACCGCAUAUGGGGAAUGGAUCUCAACAAGGGUGCUGUUGGCUGUGCACUGAGUCACGUGAUGGUGUGGGCCGCAAUCGCAGCGAGGCGUCAGCGUUGUGUUCUUGUCGUGGAGGAUGACUCUCUUUUCCCUGUGAACUUUCACCAACAGUAUGAAGAACGCAUGCGAAGAGUACCAGACGACUGGGAACUGGUGUAUGUGAGUGGAUUAGACACGGCUGGGCAGGCAUCUAUGUUGCGAGUAGCGGAAGGUGUUAGUCGUGUGCCGCAAAUGCAUCGAACGACCAAUUGCUAUGUUAUCAAGCAUGAAGGUGCACGUCGUUUGUUGGAUUUGUGUUUGCCCAUGACAUAUCAAUUAGAUACAAUGAUGACAUUGCAUGUUGGAAGCGAUACUAAUAAUAAUAAUAAUAAUAAUAAUAAUAAUAAUAAUAAUAAUAAUAAUAAUAAUAAUAAUAAUAAUAAUAAUAAUAAUAAUAAUAAUAAUAAUAAUAAUAAUAAUAAUAAUAGUGGGCGUGGUUCUGUUGUUGGUAGUGGUGGUGUGCCGCAUGUUGUGAUGCCUGUCUGCUAUACAAUGCAGCCUCCUCUUGUUGUGCAGGCCACACGAUUGGGCUCCGACAUUCAGUCAAGUAAUGGAAGAGAUGAGAAGGAAGAGGAACGGGAACGCUGUCGGGCAGCAGGAUGGAAUAUAGAUGAUCUAGAUACAUAG